CCUUAAACCAAUAAGUUCUACUAAGAAAUGGAAAGUUUAGCAAUAUCGUUUACUAUCUAUGGCUUUAUCAUCAUUUUAACUUUACUGUAUGGAUUACUAAGAUUUCAUCUGCAAUUUUGGCGUCGGAGAGGUAUUCCUCAUCGGGAACCGACCUUUCUUUUCGGCAAUUUACAAUGUGUACUCCAAAAGCGUCAUAUACGAGAGGCCUUUAGUAAAGCGUAUCAGGAAUUUAAAAGCACUGGGCCAUUUUGCGGUUUCUUUCUCUUGAUGAAACCGGCUGUAAUCAUUUUCGAUUUGGAUUUGGCCAAAAAAGUGCUUAUUAAAGAUUUUAAUCUUUUCGAGGAACGUGGCAUGUAUUAUAAUGGUAAAGAUGAUCCGUUGACGGCUCAUCUAUUCAAUGUGGAGGCAGUCGAAUGGCGUAAAAUGAGAAAUAAAUUAUCACCCACUUUUACUUCGGGAAAAAUGAAGCUAAUGUUUCCCAUAGUGGCCAAAAUAGGACAAGAAUGUAAUCACACCUUAGAAGAAAUGUUAAAAGCUGGACCUCAAAUCGAUGUUAAGGAACUAAUGGCCCGCUAUACCACCGAUGUUAUAGGCACCUGUGCUUUCGGUCUAGACUGCAAUAGCUUAAAAAAUCCCGAGGCAGAAUUUCGUGUUAUGAAUAGAAAUAUUUUUACCAAUUUCCGUCAUAGCCGAGUGGUGCAUUUAUUUAUGCAACUCUUGCCUCAAGUAUCUAAAACAUUAAGAAUGAAGGAGCUACUAGAUGAUACACAUGAUUUUUAUUUUAGAAUUGUUAAAGAUACCAUGGAUUACCGUGAGAAAAAUCACAUAAAACGUAAUGAUUUUAUAGAUUUAUUAAUAGAAAUGAAAAAUUCGGAAGACAAAGAUAAACGUUUGAAUAUGAAUGAGAUUACGGCCAAUGCAUUUGCCUUCUUUUUGGCGGGUUUUGAAACCUCGGCCACUACCAUGACUUAUGCCCUAUACGAAAUGUCGUUGCAACCAAGAGUACAGGAUAAAUUAAGAAAGGAAAUUUUACAAGUUUUAGAGAAAAACAAUCAACAAUUGACUUAUGAAAGUCUUAAAGAAAUGCAAUAUUUACAUCAGGUGGUGCAAGAAACUUUGCGCAAAUAUGCAGUAUUCCCUUUCCUACAGCGUAAGGCUAAAAUAGAUUAUGAUACCAAAAUUCCCGGUUAUAUUAUACCCAAAGAUACUCUCGCCAUUAUACCCAUAGAUGCUAUACAUCAUGAUCCCGAAAUAUAUCCCGAACCUCAGCAAUUUCGUCCAGAACGUUUCGAUGCUGAAGAGGUGGCCGCUCGUCAUCCCAUGAGUUGGCUGCCUUUUGGUGCUGGCCCAAGAAAUUGUAUUGGUUUAAGAUUUGGUAAAAUGCAGACCUAUGUGGGUUUAGUAUCAGUAUUAAAAGAUUAUAAAUUCACAGUUUGUGAUAAGACUCCUAUACCUAUAGACUUGAAUGUGCAAUUGCCUUUAAUGACUCCUAUACAGGAAGUAGUUUUAAAUGUUGAAAAGAUCUGUGAUAAGUUAAAUAAAAGUUAUAGAAGUAUUUUAACAAUUUUUGUUAAAAUGUUAAUAUUCAUAGCUUUAUGCGUUAUAAUAUUUUUUUGGUUAAAAGAACAUUAUUCAUAUUGGGAGAAACGCCAUGUUCCUCACGAAAAACCCACAUAUUUUGUAGGUAAUAUGCGAGGCAUAGGAAGGGAAUACCACUGGAAAGAUAUAAAUCAACGUAUUUAUAAGAAAUUUAAAGGAGUUACUCCCGUGGCCGGUUUUUAUACAUUUCUUACAAGAGCUGCCUUUAUUUUAGAUUUGGAUUUGAUUAAACAAAUAAUGAUCAAAGAUUUCCAAAACUUUAGCGAAAGAAAUUUGUUUCACAAUGAACGUGAUGAUCCUUUAACGGGCAAUCUGCUAUUUUUGGAUGGUGAAAAGUGGCGGGUGUUGAGACAUAAACUAUCCCCGGUUUUCACUACUGGAAAAAUGAGGUUUAUGUUUCCCACGGUGGUUAAAGUGGGAGAGAAAUUACCCUCAGCCUGUGAGAAAUUUAUAGAGGUAUAUGAGGGCUUAGUAGAGGCCAAAGAUUUGUGUGCCCGCUAUACCACCGAUGUUAUAGGUACUUGUGCUUUUGGUAUUGAAUGCAAUAGCUUAAUAGAUCCUCAAGCGGAAUUUAGACAAAUGGGUAGAUAUAUAUUCGAGAAACCACGCCAUAAGGGUGUCAUACAGGCAUUUAUGUUUACUAAUCCCGCACUGGCUAGAAAACUGAGAAUGAAAACAUUUCGUGAUGAUGUCAGUGAUUUCUUUAUGAAGGUGGUCAAAGAGACUGUGGACUAUAGACAAAAGAAUCAUGUCAAACGUAAUGAUUUUUUGGAUAUGUUAAUAGAAAUGAAAAGGCAGCGUGAUGAUUUAAUCGAAUCGGGACAAAAAGUGGAUGAAAAUGAUUUGACAAGUGGUUUGAACAUAGAACAAUUGGCCGCCCAGGCUAUGGUAUUCUUUUUAGCCGGUUUCGAUACUUCCUCCACCACCAUGUCUUUCUGUUUAUAUGAACUGGCUCUCAAUCAGGAAGUACAAGAUAAAUUAAGGAAAGAAAUUUUGGAAGUAUUGGCCCAACAUGAUAAUCAAAUAACCUAUGAAAGUAUUAAGGAAAUGAAGUACUUAGAUAUGGUAAUAGCAGAAACUUUACGCAAAUACUCGGUUACUCCACAUUUAGUGCGAAAAUGUGUUAAGGAUUUCCAAAUACCCAAUACCGAUUUAGUAUUACAAAAGGGUCUACGGGUUAUUAUACCCUUAGAUAGUAUACACAAUGAUCCUGAUUACUAUCCAGAACCGGAGAAAUUCAAACCAGAACGUUUCCUACCCGAAGAAGUACAAAAUAGACAUCCCUGCGCUUAUAUGCCUUUCGGCGAUGGUCCACGCAAUUGUAUUGGUAUGCGUUUUGGUAAAAUGCAAGCCCAAAUUGGUUUAGUGUCCCUCUUGACAAAAUUUCGUUUUGAUAAAUGUGAACGUACACAAAUACCGUUACACUUUUCUAAGUUAAAUUUUCUAAUUGGCACCGAAAGUGGCAUACACUUAAAGGUGGAAAAGUUAUAAAUGGGUUUUUAAAACCUUCACAACUGAUAAGUGCAUGUUUUACUAAGACUUGUUAUCAGAAAUAUUUCAUUAACAAAGAGUUUUCAUUUAACUAUUUACGAAAAUUUAAUUAGAAAAAAAAACGUAUUUAUUAAUUUGUUAUUAAUUGUUGUUAAAUUUGUAUAUAUGUAGGUCUAUUUAUGCUGAUUAAU
Messenger RNA from Lucilia sericata (common green bottle fly), 3281 nucleotides. RefSeq lists its product as uncharacterized. Bases 28 to 3090 code for a protein of 1020 amino acids. The record is from RefSeq and is a predicted model, not a curated record. Gene Ontology annotation, molecular function: oxidoreductase activity, acting on paired donors, with incorporation or reduction of molecular oxygen; heme binding; iron ion binding. The transcript has 4 exons. Lineage: Eukaryota; Metazoa; Arthropoda; Insecta; Diptera; Calliphoridae.